Messenger RNA from Colias croceus (clouded yellow), 1374 nucleotides. RefSeq lists its product as uncharacterized. Lineage: Eukaryota; Metazoa; Arthropoda; Insecta; Lepidoptera; Pieridae. The transcript has a single exon. The coding region runs from base 1 to 1374 and encodes 457 amino acids. The record is from RefSeq and is a predicted model, not a curated record.
AUGGAUGACCUCAUGACAGGAAAUGAAAAUAUUGAGAAGACAAAGAACAUGUGUAAAGAAAUAAUAGAGAUAUUAGCUAAAGGAGGGUUUCAAAUGCAGAAAUGGUCUAGUAAUUCAGAAGAAGUAUUGAACUAUUUACAAAGAAAUGAUAUUGAUACAAGGGACAAGAUAAAUAUAAAGUUAGAUGAUGUAAUAAGAAUUGUCGGAUUAACAUGGGAUAGAAAAGAUGAUGCAUUCAAGGUAUCAGUCAACUUACCAGAAAUGAAGCUUCCUGUAACAAAGAGGACAAUUCUAUCUGAUGUGGCUCGACUUUUUGAUCUUUUUGGGUGGCUUUCGCCUGUAAUUGUUACUGCGAAGAUUUUAAUACAAAGAUUAUGGUUAUGUAGCCUAGGAUGGGACGAUCAACUAACUCCGGAUUUACGCGAAGAGUGGAUAAGAUACAGAGAACAACUUACACAUUUGCAAAACCUCAAGAUACCACGCUGGUUAAAAACUACACUUGAUAAUGACAAAGUUGAAUUGCACGGUUUUGCAGAUGCAUCUGCUCAAGCUUACGCUGCUGUAACAUAUCUGAGAGUUUUUCAUGAUGACAAAAUACAUGUAACUAUACUUGCAUCACGAACCAAGGUUGCACCAUUGAAGCAAAUAUCAGUACCAAGAUUGGAACUUUGCGCUGCAGCCCUACUAGCGGAGCUGAUUGAAGAUCUUGUGGAGGUGCUAAAGAUACCUAAAAAUAGAAUAUUCGCCUGGACGGAUUCAAUGGUUGUACUUUCAUGGUUACAAUGUCAACCGAUUCACUUGAAGACUUUUGUUGCAAAUCGGGUUGGAGGUAUAACACGAGUCUUGGAUAAUGAAUGUUGGAGACACGUCAAAUCUGCCGAGAAUCCUGCAGAUAUUGCAACCAGAGGCAUUGACGCAUGUGAUCUAGUAGAUUCUGAGAUUUGGUGGAUGGGACCGGUUUGGUUACAACAAACAAACCUUCAACUUGAGAGAUGUGAUGUUCCAAAAAUAGAUUUAGAAAUGAAGAAGCUAAAAUGUAAUGUUAUUAUAGAAGAAAAGCCAAUUUGGGAGAGAUUUUCCACUAUGUCAAGAAUGAAACGGGUACUCGCAUAUUGUAGAAGAUUUCGUAAGAAACGGACAACACAAACACAUCAUUAUUUAACAUCACAUGAAAUGGAAUACAUAUUAGAAGAAUGCAUAAGAUAUUAUCAAAACUUAGUUUAUGAAAAGGAUAUAGAAUCGCUAAAGAAAGAAGGAAGAGUGAAGAAACGAAGUACACUUAUAACACUAGCUCCAUUCAUAUUUCAUAGACGAAAGAGGAAUUUUGAGGGUAGGGGGCCGGUUGCAGAAUGCAUCACUGUCAGAUACAACUAA